Molecule: messenger RNA, 366 nt
Organism: Rotaria sp. Silwood1
Lineage: Eukaryota; Metazoa; Rotifera; Eurotatoria; Philodinida; Philodinidae
Source: the annotation of a GenBank genome assembly
AUGAUGAAGUAUUUUAUCGGUUUAUUUUCCAUCAGUUUACUUUUAUUAGCAAUUUGUGCUGAUAAUUCUAAUACCAAUACAAUGUUACAUAAAGCAGGUGAUUAUAGCAAUUUAGUAUCGACUGAAAGUGUUGGAAGUGAUGAACAAAAAUUGAAUGAUGAAGAAAGUGAAGAAGCGUACGAAAUAUAUGACGGUGAUGAUGACGAUGAUGAUGAAGACAGCAAGAAUGACGAGAGUGAUUAUGAAAACGAUGAUGAUCAAGACAUUGAGGAUGACGAGAGUAAUUAUGAAAAUGACGACGAAGAUGACGACGACGCCGAUGAAUUUGAUGACGAUGGUGAUGAAAGUAACAAUAAUAGCGAAUAA